CGGGCUCCGCCUCCGCACCGGAGGGGACCGAAGUAAACGUCGCCGAUCUUGUUGCUUCCCGUCCCGCCCGAGCUCCCCGCCCGAGCUCUUUUCUCCCGGGCGGUCAUGGCGGGCAGCCUGCGGCAAUUCGCGUUCGUGGGCACGGCGGUUGCCGUCACCGGUGGGGUCGCCUAUGCUCUUUGGCGCAAUUACCUCUCCCCCCAAGAGCCUCCGGGACGCGACGAUCAGCAGUCUCGGCUCCGGGUGCAAGAAGAAGGCACAGGGCCGCCGGCGGGACAGGAUAUACCAUCCAACAAGCAAAUCUUGGUUCUAGGCUUAGAUGGGGCAGGAAAAACCAGUGUUCUCUAUUCACUAGCAACUAACCACGUAAAGCGCAACACAGUUCCCACCAAAGGUUUCAAUGCAGUGUGCGUCAACACAGAAGAAACAAAGAUGGAAUUCCUAGAAAUUGGGGGCAGUGAGUCUUUAAGAGAGUAUUGGAAGAUGUAUAUGCCGAGAGUCCUGCUGCUGAUCUAUGUUGUAGACUCAGCAGAUCACGAACGCUUCCCAGUUGCAAAAACACUUCUUCAUCAGUUGGUCCAGAAUAAUUCUACGUUGCCAGUAAUGAUUCUAGCCAAUAAGCAGGAUCUUGCAGACGCAUAUUGUAUCACAGACAUUCAUGAUGCUUUGGCUUUAUCUGAAAUUGGAGACGAAAGGAAGAUAUUUCUGAUUGGUACACAUGUGGCAAAGGAGGGCUUAGAGAUCUCUUCCGGCUUGAAAGAUACCCGGGAACUGAUUACACAGCUGGUGUCAGAAAUUGUGUGAUAAUGAGACGGAAUGGAAUGCCAUAAUAGGACAUGGAAUGGCAACUAUGAGUAGCUCUCUUCUAAUCUUGAUGGCAGUCAGACCCCAGAUACAGAAUUGCUAGGAAAAUGGUUUUGAAAUGGAAAGAAAUGUUUUGUUUAGAAGUGCUUUAGCAGAAAAGAAGACAGUAUGCUCUGAGAGCCCAACAUUUCUACAUGAAAUAUGUAUUUCUCCGAAACAUUUCUUUUUCUAGGUUGUUUCACAUGUGAUCACUCCUUCAAUUUAAAUGCAUAUUUCUGUGUCAGCUUUCCUUUAAAAAAAUACUAUUGUGUAGCAUUUCAGAGGAGGCCAAAGUUGCUAACCUGGCUAAAUACUUAUUAUCUCUAAUAUACAGGGCAUAGAGAAAAAAUUAUAACCUAAGAGUGUUUUAGGGACUAGAGAUUUCAUGUUCAAAUAACUCUGGAGGUUAUAAAUUAUUUUCUUACUUGAGAAAAUUUAAUGGAAAACAUAUAUAGAAGUAUACCUAUUCAUGAUCUUUCCUUGGGACACUCCAGGGGAGAAUAAUUAAGCAGAACUACUCCACAGUUCUUUUAGUAUUAUCUCAGUUUUGUUUAUUAACAAUGCUGAAUUCAAUUCUGGAAUUAAAAAAAAGUAGGAUAUAGUAGUGAUACUUUGGACUUUGGUGUUUGAGGAGCCCUUUUCGAAAUACGAUUAGACAAGAAAACAAAUUUACAGAUUACAGAAAAAACCUAGAUCCCUCACUUGAGGCAAAAAUAACCAAGUUCAAAUUAUAUUUUAAACUUAAGAUGGACCAUUGAGAAAUCUAUAAUUCUGGGAAACUGGCAGGAAAGAUGAUGGACUUGAUUACAGAAGUGGUGGGGCACCACUGAAAGGUCUAAAUUUUAGGGACAGAAAACAUCCUGGAGAAAGUCUAGGAGAUAUAAACAUCUUAAUCUCCACUACCAGUAAACUCCAUGCUCGCAUUUCAUCAGCUUUAGCAUGUGUUCAAUUACCAUCUUUAAAAUUUGGUUCUACCAAUUUCUUCACUAAUGUUUAUUUACUAUUUAAUCCCUCAAAGUCGUAUUUCUAAAAUCAAGAGAAAUGAGACCUUCAAAACUGGCUUUUCAGUCAAAUAACCAAAUUCCAAGGCCAGUAUUAAUAAUAGUAGGAUAUUAUUAGAUUAUUAUUAGAUAGGAGGACCCAAUAAUGUGGCUGUGUUCCAGCAUUUUAACAUCUCAGACUUCUGCCUAAUCGGGUUGGUUCAUUGGAAAUCUAAAGAUAAAAAACAUUGAUAUGGCAAAUGAGUGAGAAUUGAUAUGAGAAUGAAUAGGGUGGUGUUUGCUUCAAUUGGUAAAAUUUACCCUGAAGAUCUUCAGUAGAUCUACUCCAGGUGAUAGGGUACACUCACCUUUUUGUGCUCCAGAGGAACUUCUAUUGUAGAGUUCAUGCUGAUUUCUGAAAAUUCAGUCCCUGUUUAAAUUUUAGUAUUAACUUCCACCUUGACAGUAAUCACUUAUCAUUAAUAGACUCCUUUUCCUUGAGUCUACAGAAUAGGACAGCUGCCUCUCAACCUUGCCCCCAUCUGUUUUGUCCCUCAUCUGAUAGAUACCAUCCAAUACAGUCUAGUACAGUGUUCCUCAAAGUGUGAUCCUUUCAGGAGUCUGCAAAAUGAAAAAUAUGUGCCAGCUUAUGUUGAAAAACAAUACAUUAUUAAAAUGCCAUCAAAUGAAA
Molecule: messenger RNA, 2514 nt
Organism: Thamnophis elegans (Western terrestrial garter snake)
Lineage: Eukaryota; Metazoa; Chordata; Lepidosauria; Squamata; Natricidae
Gene: ARL9
Product: ADP ribosylation factor like GTPase 9
Exons: 4
Coding region: 106-804 (232 amino acids)
Molecular function (GO): GTPase activity; GTP binding
Source: RefSeq, a predicted model, not a curated record